This is a messenger RNA of Colletotrichum higginsianum IMI 349063, 1041 nucleotides long. RefSeq names its product WLM domain-containing protein. Gene Ontology annotation, molecular function: proteasome binding. NCBI's taxonomy places the organism in Eukaryota, Fungi, Ascomycota, Sordariomycetes, Glomerellales, Glomerellaceae. The transcript has a single exon. The record is from RefSeq and is a predicted model, not a curated record. Bases 1 to 1041 code for a protein of 346 amino acids.
AUGGCCGAGCCACACGCCGUCGAGUCCGACUACGACUCCUCCGACGAAGCCAUCACCAUCACUCUCACCCAUCGCAACGCCCCGCACACGUUCAAGUUCCCCUCGGACGGCACGAUCACCCACCUCUCCGAGGACGUCGAAGACACCCUCUCCAUCCCGCCGUCGAACCAGAAAUUCAUCGUCCCGAAGCUCGGCCUCCUCAAGCCCCCCUUCAAGGACCCGGACAUGUCCCUCGCCGCGCUGCAGGACAAGAAGAUUAUGCUCAUGGGCGCCGAGGCGAAGGAGGUCGCCUCCAUGCAGGCCGCGUCCGAGUUCGCCGCGAAACGAAACGCCGCCCGCAGCGCGGCGCGGCGCCAGAACCGCUCCUCUCGAAGACGCGACCAGGGCCGUGCCCAGGCCGACAGCACCUACACCUUCCUCUCUGUCCGGCCCCUCGCCGGCCUGCCGCACCCGGAGCGCUCCCUCGCCCUCCUCGAGAGGCUCAAGGAGGAUCCGGGCAUCCGCGCCUCGAUGCGCAAGCACAAGUUCAGCGUCGGCCUGCUGACCGAGAUGGAGCCCCUAUCCAACACGCAGUCCACCCAUGAGGGCACCACGAGGCUUCUCGGUCUCAACCGCAACGGCGGGGAGGCCAUCGAGCUGCGGCUCCGGACGGACGCGCACGAUGGGUACCGCGACUACAAGACCAUCCGUAAGACGCUGUGCCACGAGCUGGCGCACAACGUUCACGGCAACCAUGACCGGGACUUUUGGGACCUGUGCCACCAGAUUGAGCGCGAGGUCGACGCCGCCGACUGGAAGCACGGCGGGCACACCGUUGGGCAGCAGUCGUCGUCAUAUUACGCGCCGGGCGAUGAAGAAGAGGAGGGAUUCGAAGACCACGGGGCGUGGGAGGGAGGCGACUUCGUCGUCGGCGGCAGCGCUGCCAACGCCACGGGCCUCAGUCGCCGCGAGAUCCUCGCCAAGGCUGCCGAGGAGAGGGUCAAGAGGAUGAAUAUGGAAAGGCGGGACGGAGGGAAACCCGACUCUGGCCCAUCAUCCUGA